This is a messenger RNA of Maniola jurtina (meadow brown), 3643 nucleotides long. RefSeq lists its product as uncharacterized. Bases 282 to 3575 code for a protein of 1097 amino acids. The record is from RefSeq and is a predicted model, not a curated record. The transcript has 7 exons. Gene Ontology annotation, molecular function: cholinesterase activity. NCBI's taxonomy places the organism in Eukaryota, Metazoa, Arthropoda, Insecta, Lepidoptera, Nymphalidae.
GAUAAGAUAGCCUUGAGCCAAACCUUUGCCCCACGAGCGAAUCGCGUCGAGUGAUUAACUCAGUUAACAAAAUCCUUAUACAAAUUCUAGUUUAUAUUAAUGUCAUACAUCGUCCACAGGGGCCGUGAAAUUUGUGUCCAGUUGUGUGAGAUUAUUAAAAAAAUUGUGUAUUCAUAUUGUGUAUAGUGAAAAGUAGAAAUAAGUAAUUGAAUCUGUGGUGGACAGUGGUUGUAUUAUCAAGUUAUCAUGCAAUAACUACGUAAUAUUAUCUUUGUCUGGCUAUGAAGAAUCAGUGGUUAAUGCUCUGGUCGCUGUGGGCAGCGCGACUGGUCCCGCAACCAACGAUACCAGUGCGAGUCCAAGGAGGCUGGUUGCGUGGGUUCAUAUCGCCUAAUGGCGCUUAUAAGAGCUAUGUUGGAAUCCCCUAUGCUUCACAUCCGGAGAAACGGUUUCAGGCUCCCGGCCCUCCCCCAUCAUGGCGCGGUGUUUACGAAGCAGUAGACCAAAAUACCAAAUGCCCACAGAGGCUGGGUCAAAGCCUAGUUAUAGGCCAAGAAGACUGUUUGGUUCUCAAUGUUUUUACCCCUAUGGAUGCUACGGAUGUUACGUCAUAUCCGGUCAUGCUUUUUAUUCACGGCGGGGGAUUUUUCGACGGCUCGGCGUCAUCGAUGUACGGCCCAGAAUAUUUAGUUAAGAAGGGAGUUAUUCUAGUCACUAUCAACUAUAGGCUCAAUGUAUUAGGAUUCGCUUGUUUACGAAUUAAGGAAGCACCAGGUAAUGCCGGUAUGAAAGAUCAAGUAGCUGCUUUAAAGUGGGUCCAACGAAAUAUUAAAGCAUUUGGAGGAGACCCUGACAACGUCACUAUAUUUGGAGAAAGUGCCGGCGCAGCAUCUGUAUCCUACCAUAUAGUAUCUCGGAUGUCCGAAGGCUUAUUCCAUAAAGCUAUAAUACAAAGUGGUUCUUCAUCAGCGACAUGGGCAUUCCAAUUCAAGCCAGUUUACAUGGCCAGCUUAUUAACUAAAGUAAUGCAAUACCUAACCGAAGAUCCAUAUGAAAUUUACGAUAUAUUGAUGGACAAAAGUGAUGCAGAACUUAUAGCUACUAGAGUUCCAAGAAAAGAAGGCAAUAUAGUAAUUUCGGAACUGUUAUACGUACCUUGCAUAGAAGAUGAAAUAGAUGGCGAAGAGUCAUUCUUGAUAGAUUUGCCAUAUAAUUUACUUUCGAAAGGAGAAUACAAUAAAGUUCCUGUGAUGAUUGGAACGUGUAAUGAAGAAGGUUUACUUCUUGCAGCUUUGGAAAAUGAUACAACUAUAGCCAAAAUUGCAGUUGAGAAAGCGUUGCCUAAGAAUUUACACAUACCAUCAGAAGCGGAAAGGAAAGAAGUAGCCAAAAAGUUGCACAAUUUUUAUUUAGGCGAUGAAGCUAUCUCACGUGAAACUUUAGCUAAUCUAUCAAGGUUGCAUGGAGAGGUCUUCAUGACAUAUCCUACGUUAGAAGAAGCUGAGUUAUAUCUUGAUACCAAUGAUAAACCAGUAUACAGUUACGUGUUCAGUUAUUAUGGAUGGCGUAAUUUGGUCAAGUUAACUAUGGGCAAAGUACUAAAGCAUAUCCCGGGAGCUACACACGCAGAUGACUUGUUCUAUAUCUUCAGUCAAAAUGUUAUCCCGUCGUUCUUUGAAUAUCAAAUGAUUGACAGGAUGACGACUAUGUGGACGAACUUUGCAAAAUAUGGAAAUCCAACUCCGGUUGUAUCACAUUUGUUACCCAUGCAAUGGCCACCACUGGACAAGUCGAACCCUCAAUCCUUAGUCAUCAAUAAGGACUUCUCCCUAGCUCCACUAUGGAACACUGAUUCUUUAAAGUAUUUACGCCAAGUAUACUCCAAAUAUAGGCGAAAAACAUUUUUUGAGGAGUUGCAUUUGCGAUACGAAAAGCAUAAUAUGAGUACUGCGAGUUGGGUGGUGCUUUGGUCCCUCUGGGCCACACGGUUUGUUCGGCAACCCACCAUGCCGGUGCACACAGAAGGAGGCUGGCUGAGGGGUAUGUUCACGCCUGAUGGCUCUCACAAACAGUAUUUAGCAAUACCAUACGCUACGCAUCCAGAGAAGCGCUUCCAGGCUCCUGGUCCUGCACCAAUAUGGCAAGGGGUGUUCGAAGCUGUAGAGGAGUAUAUUCGAUGCCCGCAAAAAUUUGGACCGAGCAUUGUCAAAGGACAAGCAGAUUGUCUAAUUGUCAACGUAUACACCCCACCUGACGCUACCCCUGCCUCAAAUUAUCCAGUCAUGGUGUAUAUCCAUGGAGGAGCAUUCUUCGAAGGAUCAUCGUCAAUAUUUUUGUAUAGUGGAGAUUAUUUAGUGCGCAAGCAAGUAAUUUUAGUUUCUUUUAACUAUAGGCUUAAUAUCCAAGGUCACUUGUGCUUAAGGAUCAAGGAAGCACCAGGCAACGCUGCUAUGAAAGAUCAAGUUGCAGCUUUGAAAUGGAUCCAGCGUAAUAUUAAAGCAUUCGGUGGUGACCCCGACAACGUGACAUUGCUCGGAAUAAGUUCCGGUUCUACCUCGGUUUCUUAUCACAUACUUUCACCAAUGUCCAAAGGAUUAUUUCACAAGGCGUUAAUGCAAAGUGGUUCUUCGCUAGCUCCAUGGGCCUUGCAAUUUUCACCGAUAUCCGCGGCUAGUUUAUUAACCAAAAGUAUGGGAUACACCACUGAGGAUCCAAACGAGAUUUACAAUAUAUUGGUAGAGAAAACAGACGAAGAGCUAAUUGUUGCAAAAGUGCCCAGACAGGAAGGUAAUAUUUAUUUAUCUGAAAUAUUGUACAUGCCAUGCGUGGAAAAGGCAAUUGAUGGAGAGGAUGCGUUUUUGACUGAUCUUCCAUUUAAUUUGUUAGCGAAAGGAGAGUACAAUAAAGUUCCUAUGAUAAUAGGUCGCGCAAUCGAGGAGGGGUUGUUUGUGGCGGCCAUGGAAAAUGAUAAAACUAUACCGAAAAUUACGUUUGAAAAAUCCUUACCAAGAGACAUGACGAUACCGAGCGAACACGUCCGAAAAGAGAUAGGGGGAAAGUUGCAAAAGUUUUACAUGGGGGAUAAAAAUAUCUCUCACGAUACAAUAGUAAGUCUUUCACGGCUACAUGGAGAAGUUCAUUUUGUAUAUCCCAUUUUAGAGGAGAUUGAAUUAUACUUGAAGAGUAAUGAGAAGGCGGUGUACAGUUACAUUUUCAGCUAUGACGGCUGGAGGAAUUUGGCUAAAUGGUCUACGUUGUCCUUGGCUCUAUGGAGCUUCCCAGGGGCGACCCACGCUGACGAUCUUUUCUAUAUGUUCAGCCAGCCCUUGCUUCCUACAUUGUUUGAGAAUAAAAUGAUAGAGAAGAUGACCACAAUGAUGACAAACUUUGCUAAAUAUGGGAACCCCACUCCGGAACCUUCCGAUCUGUUGCCGGUGAGGUGGCUUCCGCUAAAUACGUCAUCUCCGGAGUGCCUGGUCAUCGACGCGGAGUUCUCGACUGCGCCGCUCUAUACAAGCGAUUCGCUCAAGUACUUGCGUGAAGUGUACUCCAAGUACAGACGGAAGGGAGAUUGAAUAUUAAUUAUUAUCUGACUAGGUGAAAGUAUAUGUAUAAAUAUGGAAAUGGAAAUGUAACCUUAGUA